Cladophialophora yegresii CBS 114405 is the source of this 1647-nucleotide messenger RNA. RefSeq lists its product as uncharacterized. The transcript has 2 exons. Lineage: Eukaryota; Fungi; Ascomycota; Eurotiomycetes; Chaetothyriales; Herpotrichiellaceae. Gene Ontology annotation, molecular function: myo-inositol:proton symporter activity. Gene Ontology annotation, biological process: transmembrane transport. Bases 1 to 1647 code for a protein of 548 amino acids. Gene Ontology annotation, cellular component: membrane. The record is from RefSeq and is a predicted model, not a curated record.
AUGCCCGCCGCCCGAGACGAUGAUACUCCACCAGAUGCGCCGCUUAUUGCGGACCGCCAGCGACAUGACAAUGAAUGUACCACCGGCUCCGGAACCCUAGAGCACUCUGGGAACACUUUCAUAUGGACUUUAACAGUCUCCGCCUGUAUAUCCGGCCUCCUUUUCGGCUAUGACACCGGUGUCAUCUCGAGUACACUCGUCUCCAUUGGCACCGAUCUAUCUGGUCGGACUUUGACCACUCUCGACAAAGGGCUUAUUACCUCUUGCACCAGCCUCUUCGCCCUCGUCGCAAGUCCUGUUGCUGGAGUUUUGGCAGACAAGGUGGGACGAAAGAACAUUAUUUUAUUCGCAGAUGCACUCUUCAUAGCUGGCGCGCUCUGGCAAGCCUUGACGAGCUCACUAUGGGGAAUGAUACUCGGUAGAAGCAUUGUUGGACUCGCCAUUGGAGGCGCCAGUCUCAUUGUGCCGCUGUACAUCUCUGAACUCGCACCGAGCCACCUAAGAGGGAGGCUGGUCACUGUAUCUUUGCUCUUCAUUACCGGCGGACAGGUCAUUGCAUACUUGAUCGGAUGGGGUUUUUCUACCAUGCCAGGCGGAUGGAGAUGGAUGGUCGGUCUCGGCUCUGCCCCUGCCCUGGCACAACUAGUCAUGUUGGCCUUCAUGCCGGAGACUCCGCGUUUCCUGGCGAAGAUCGACAGGGAAGCGGAAGCCAGGGCUGUUCUUAGAAAGGUGUACCACGGAAUGACCGGCAGGCCGGAAGACCUUGUCACCGAUAUUAUCUUCGCCAUCCGAAAAGAACUUCUUGACGAGGAGGAAGCCCAUGCUCAGCUCCGCCACUCGCCAGACUCCAAAGCACCCUUCUUCAUCAAUCCAACCUUACAAUCUUUGUUGCUCCACCCACCACACGCGAGAGCUCUGACGAUCAGCUGCUCGCUACAAGCCCUUCAACAGCUCUGCGGCUUCAACAGCCUCAUGUACUUUUCCGCGACUAUUUUUUCGCUUUUAGGCUUUGAAUCCCCGACAUUGACGUCCUUGAGCGUCGCGGGCACCAAUUUCCUCUUCACGAUCGGUGCAUUCAAUCUGAUCGACCGACUUGGCCGUCGGAGGAUGUUACUCCUCACAAUCCCCUUCAUGGCGUUGGGCCUGCUCCUCUGUGCGGUCGCAUUCCUCUUUAUCCGCCUCCCCGCAGAUGACGACAAAGUGGACGCUCGUGCGCCCAACCGCAAUCCAUAUGGCGAUCCCAUCCCACGGCUUCCUGCUAUCAGCAUCCUUGUUGCCAUGAUCAUAUACGUGGCAAACUAUGCAAUGGGUCUCGGGCCUGUUCCCUGGCAGCAAUCCGAACUAUUCCCGCUCAGUGUCCGCUCGCUGGGCUCAUCCCUGGCCACCGCGACGAACUGGCUGUGUAAUACCGUCGUGGGGCUGACGUUUCUUCCGAUGAUGGACUUUCUCGGACCGCAGUGGACGUUUGUCUGCUACGCCGCCGUCUGUGCCGUCGGGUGGGUGGUCGUAUGGUCCAUCUAUCCGGAAACCAUGGGGCUGGGACUCGAAGACGUAGGCGAGUUGUUAAGACACGGCUGGGGAGUCAAGGAGAGCUUGCAUCGCGUGGACAGGCAAAAGGUUAGAAAUAGAUCUGGAGACGAGAAUUGA